CCGUAUUUUAUCAUCUUUAGUGUGCUUUCCAAGUGACACGGAGCCUCUAUCCAAUGAAUCGCUCCACCUGGACCGCAAUGUGCUCUCCAGAUGGCUCAGCCCCUCUUAAGCUGCCCUGGUGUGAUGCAUUUUCCCUGCGCUGGGAUGGGUUUUCCCUGCAUCCCGGCUCCUCCCUGCCUGGCUGUUACUGACAGAUGCAUGGCUAAUGCCCUGUAGCUCUCUGGCAUGUCAUUCAGGAGAAACAAAAGCAGAUUUCUCCCCCCGCCAGCCCGCAGCAGUGAGGAUAAAGGGGAUGCUUUUGUGCUUCCCCUGCAGAAGGGCUCAGUGUGCUUUGCAGAGGGGAUCUGGCUCUGUUCAGAGUCCUAACGUGGAUGGGAGCGCUCCGGGAAUGAGGUUGAGUCUUUGCUAGGUCCGACCUGGAGAACACAACUUGUGAGCAAGGAUGCAUCGAAUGCUGAAAGAAGAAUCAAGCUUCAGGACAAGCAGCCUGGAGAAAGUGACGCGGGACCCGAGCAAAGAAAAGCUGCACAUGAAGCUCUGCAGUGGGUCCUGCCACGCCGAGCAGAUCCUCCAGACACUCAACUCCUACAGGCAGAGCGGCAUCUUCACCGACGUGGUGCUGUUGAUCGAUGGACAAGAGUUCCCCUGCCACCGUGCCACUUUGUCAGCCAACAGCACCUACUUCCGGGCCAUGUUUGGUGGCAAGCUCAAGGAAGGCCACCAGGAUAUCAUUAAUAUCCAGAAGAUACCUGCUUCCACUAUGUCUCUCCUCCUUGAUUAUAUGUAUGGGGGGAGCAUCAUCAUUCAGGAGGACAAUGUCGAAAGCAUCUUGGAACUGUCUGACUUGCUGCAGAUCUCCAAGCUUAGAGAUGCCUGUGUUACCUUCCUUGAAGGCCAGCUUCACCCAUGCAAUUGCUUGGGCAUCAUGAAGUUUGCCGAUUCAUUCUCCAUUGCUUCUCUGACAGAGAAGAGCAAGAGGUUCAUGCUGGAGUGUUUUGUGGAGGUGUCGUGCCAUGAGGAGUUCCUGGAGAUGGAUGUGAAGGAGCUGGUUGAGUAUCUGUCUGAUGAGGAGCUGGUGGUCCCCAAGGAGGAAGUGGUCUUUGAGGCAGUCAUGCGCUGGGUACGGCACGAUGUACCUGGCAGGAAGGGAGCCUUGAAGGACCUCCUUGAGCAUGUACGUCUGCCCCUCCUCAACCCCACCUACUUCCUGGAGAAGGUGGAAAUGGACGGGCUCAUCCAGGACUCUAAGGAGUGCAUUCCUCUACUGCAUGAGGCCCGCAAGUACUACAUCCUGGGGAACGAGGUCAGCUCGGUGCGAUCAAGACCCAGAAGGUUCAUGGAGCUGUCAGAAGUCAUCAUUGUCAUUGGCGGCUGUGACAAGAAAGGGCUUCUGAAGCUGCCCUUCACUGACCUCUACCACCCAAAGAGCAGGCAGUGGACAGCCCUCUCCAGCGUGCCUGGCUACACCAAGUCAGAGUUUGCUGCCUGCACACUGAAGAAUGAUGUUUACAUAUCAGGAGGACACAUCAGCAGCAACGAUGUCUGGGUGCUGAGCUCCCAGUUGAACGUCUGGAUCAAGGUUGCUUGUCUACAGAAAGGCCGAUGGAGGCACAAAAUGGCAGCUCUUCAGGGCAAGAUCUACGCUGUGGGAGGCUUUGAUGGCUUUUAUCGCCUCUCCAGCCUGGAGUGCUAUGACACCUUCUCCAACACUUGGUCAACCUUGGCCCCGCUGCCUCAGGCCGUGAGCUCGGCGGCUGUGGUCUCCUGCCUCAACAAGCUCUAUGUGCUGGGAGGUGCUGUGGAUGACACCGCUAACACCGACAAGGUCCAGUGUUACGACCCAGAGGACAACAAGUGGACGCUCUUGUCUCCCACCCCUUUCUACCAGAGGUGCAUCAGCGCUGUCUGCUUGGACAACAUCAUUUAUGUUGUGGGAGGACUCCUCAGUAAAAUCUUCAGCUAUGACCCAAGGAAAGACAGCUGGAGAGAAGUGGCCGCCCUCCCUGGGCCUCUGGAGAGCUGUGGCCUGACGGUGUGUGGAGGGAAGAUCUACAUCCUGGGUGGCCGGGAUGAGAAUGGGGAAGGCACGGACAAGGCAUUCACUUUCGACCCGGUGACGGGCAGUGUGGAGCAGCAGCCGCCGCUGCAGCGCUGUACCAGUUACCAUGGCUGUGUGACCAUCCUGCAGCACACCAACAGAUGACCACGGGGCUUCAACUGCAUCCACUUCCCAGCCAGAGCUUCCCCUUGAGACAGUGGCCAUGCAGCAUGUGGACAGACCCCUCAUCUUUGUAUGGGGAAGGGCAGUAGAAGCCACUGAAGAUGCUCCAGCCAGCCCCUGAUGAUGGCCUGAGGAUGCCAAUGGCUUUGAUGCUGAUCUAGGUGAGAGGAUGAAAAGGUGCUGGGCUGUGUGAAGCUGCACUGGAGGCCUUGCCACAGCAGGAUUCAAGCAUCCUUGCAGCCCUUGGGACUGUUGAAUUUGACCUUUACUUAGGUUUUUGUGGCUAUAGAUGACAGCUUUCCUUUAUGUUGGUGGCAGAGGCUCACAGUCCUACAAGGACAUGUAACUGCUGCUUUCUGAUGCCAAGACUGUUGCAGUAACAAAUUAUAGUUACAGGAUCCAACCCUUUAGCUAAAGCUAUCAGGUAUUUAUCUCUGUAGAAGCCUGGUUCAAACCACGGUGGUGAUUUAAAUGGUCAUUAAUGUCGAUGAGGAAUUAGACCCAUCACAGUGGAAAGCUGAGAUUGAGACUUCAAUACUGAUAUUCCAAGAAAAUCUCUGCACUCCAUCCCCAAAACCCUGGUUAAAUAGUGGCUCCAUUCUGCAUGUACUGUAUGAGGGUCUAUUCCCUUAAACCCUAGAUUUCUGUCUCUUUUCAUAUAUGUUUUGUGGUUGGGUUGCUGUCUCACUGUGUCUUUGUCAUUGAGAGGACAAGUGGAUGAUGUAGCCAAGAGCUCCUUCUUCAGAAAGCAGAAGUAGGGGGAAUAUUAGCACGUAGGGAUGAAGCAUUAAGACCUGAAGCGUGGUAGCCAUAGAAUUGCAUCUGGCUCAUUUUGGCUCUGCACCAUGCUAGCAAGUAUUAAAAUAAACUCAACACUUAACAGCUUUGAUACAGAAUCCUUUGGAGCCAGAACAUGCAGCUCAUUUGGAGGGUGAGCUUUUAAUCACACACACUGUGCUGCUCCAAGCCACUUGGCCUCGGGUCUAGAAAUGAUCCUGAGUACAUCUGAUUGGGUAGAAUAGCCAUAGAUUUUGGUGUCAGUGUCUUUACUCCAGGACUGGAUGUGGUAAAUUUGGAUGGCUCCAUGUAAAUGUUCGUGUUGUUCAAGUCACUGCUAAUUGUAGAGUGGGGUCUCUUAAACUCCCAUUAUGUGUACAUUGUGGGGUGUACCCCCUGUAGCAGGCUGCUGGCUUCUCUGCACCUUCCCUUCCUCACCCCAACGAUGACUUCUUCCUGAAACAGAGGAAAUGACUUUCUCCACUGGCCCAAAUGCUCCCCUUUCAGGGCCAUUUAGCUGUCUUCAAUCAGGUUUUGACUGUUCCCCCCUAUAGCUGGUUUCUAUGAGGUUCUCUUUAGUAUGUGUGUCAACUCUGAGAUGUUCACCUCUUCUUUGUGAUGAUAUGAGGCUUGCCUGUACAUGGCAAACAGAAGUCCCUGCUGAAAAACCUAAACUGGUUGCAAUGGGACACACUGAUCUCCUCUUCUCUUUAAGAAGCGUAUGUUCUUCCAUUGCCCAAGAGACAAGCACAGUGUUUCACUGCAUAAAACAUACCUUAUGCUCUUCAUAGUCACAUUUGGGAAGUCUCAGGGCUAUCAGACUCAUUCUGAUCAUCAAGGUGCACUAUCUGGAUGUUUUCAGCCUCAAAUUCUCCUUAAGGCCUUUGCAUGUGGGUUAGCCCUUUUCUCAGGUCUUGAGCAGCAUAAUGUGUUUCUUAAGCAAUAUAAAGGAGAAUCAGUGCUUGUAUAGGUUAUUCCCAUGAGGGGAGAAAAGGAAAUUUGUGCUGGUAAAAGGCAAUUUCAUUGCAAUCAAAUUGCCCUCACAGUGGGGUGUUUAAUGGGAAUGGUUAUAGGGGGAGAAACUGGCACCUUUCCCUCAGCUGGUUAAAUUGGCACAAAAGAAAGCAAAGGUACAUCAACCCAUGCUGUGAUAGCCCUCAGGGCCAAAGGCCUCUAUCCUCCUAUAGCCUGAUCUUCCAAGGACCACAGUCCAUAUUUCCUACUCAUUUUUGCCUCUCUUACUGUUCCCCUGUGCCUUAAGCAAUUCACUGCUUUGGUAUGGGCACCCUGUCAAAGUGUGUGGCUUGGGACCCCCUAUCACCACCUUGACUCAUGAUUCAUAUUGUAGAAUGUUUGGUGUUGGAAGGGACCUUAAAGCCCAUCCAGUUCCAACCCCUGCCACGGGCAGGGACCCCUUCCACUGGAGCAGCUUGCUCCAAGCCCCUGUGUCCAACCUGGCCUUGAGCACUGCCAGGGAUGGGGCAGCCACAGCUUCUCUGGGCACCCUGUGCCAGUGCCUCAGCACCCUCACAGGGAAGAGCUUCUGCCUUAUCUCCAACCUGAACUUCCCCUGUUUCAGUCUGAACCCAUCACCCCUUGUCCUAUCACUGCAGUCCCUGAUGGAGAGUCCCUCCCCAGCAUCCUUGUAGCCCCCUUCAGACACUGGAAGCUGCUCUGAGGUCUCCACGCAGCUUCUCUUCUCCAGGCUCAACAGCCCCAAUGUUCUCAGCCUGGCUCCAUACAGGAGCUGCUCCAGCCCCUGAGCAUCCUCGUGGCCUCCUCUGGACUUGUUCCAACAGCUCCAUGUCCUUCUUAUGUUGAGGGCACCAGAAGUGCACACAGUGCUGCAAGUGGGGUCUCACCAGAAAAGAGAACCUUCGAUCAUUCCAUUCAGCUGAAGGAUGGAGAAACUCUUAUUCUUGUUUUGGCAUGAUAGAAAGAAUAUUCACAGAGAAAAUGAGAAGUGAUUUGUCUUGGCUGAUUCUUGCUUUCCUUGUUGUGACAGGAGUACACAAAGCAUGAACCUGUCUGCCCCUACAAUCUGCUUCUGUGUGAGACAACACUCCUCAGACCACAUGUAAAGCACCUCCCUGCCGUGUUUAUGGCAAUGCACCUUCCUGCUGGGGGUGCUCUGUAUAGCAAAAGAUGUAGAAGGAAGUAGUGAUCAUCUGCAAAGCAUGUGCAGGAAUUCCAGCUUGGUGUAUUUAAGCUUCUAAAAACAAAAUAAAUGACUCGUUUUGCACUCCAAA
Pezoporus occidentalis (night parrot) is the source of this 5247-nucleotide messenger RNA. RefSeq names its product kelch like family member 35 (gene KLHL35). Gene Ontology annotation, molecular function: protein binding. The coding region runs from base 443 to 2203 and encodes 586 amino acids. The transcript has 7 exons. The record is from RefSeq and is a predicted model, not a curated record. NCBI's taxonomy places the organism in Eukaryota, Metazoa, Chordata, Aves, Psittaciformes, Psittacidae.